GUCAGGCAAAGUCGAACUUAUCUUGCUGAAGUCACUUUCUGGUCUCCUGCCUGCUCUGUGGACUUUGCUAGGACUUUGGGUAGAGCUGCAGAGGCAAGCCUGAUUCGGAUUUCCCUGACCCGGCCGUCAGCGGAGGAGUGGGACACGACAUUGUCCUGGAUGAAACCCAGAGUGUGCAGGACAGUAAAAUGGCACGUAGUAAAAUGGCACUCAAAGAUGAGCUGCAGAGAGAAUUCCCGAGUCAGUAGCAGGCAUGGGAGGAAGAUCAAGCAGAGGAAAGAGCCAUGACAAGCCAAGAAAGAGCUUACAUAGAAUGUACUAUUGACAGAUACCUGAGCUGGUUGACACUGGGAAAUUCUAUCAGUGGCUGGAAGGGGCUGGACUAAAAGAAACUGAUCACAGCAACACAAGAAUAGACAUUCAGCACCAGAUCCAUAGAAGCAAGGGUCUACCACACUAGACAGGACCUUUGGUGCAGAUUAUUCAGAGAGGCCUCUGAGACAGACUCCGAGAUGCAGGCAGGAACAGCAUACACUAAACAGCACAACCAAGUUGUUGGCAUUGUAUACAGGAGCAUCUGCACAGUGUAUGGGCUAGAUCCUCCCAAGUCCAGAUGGGAGAGUCAACAUAGGACUAUGGAAAAUAUUAGGGCUAAGAUCCUGUGGGACUUUCAGAUCCAGAUACACAAGCAGGCGUUGGCCAGGCAACCAGACAUGGUAGUAGACAAAGAUCAGAAGAUGGCAGUGAUGAUAGGUGUAGUGGUGCCAAAUGACAGCAACAUCAGGGAGAAGGAGAAGCUGGAGACGUACUAAGGCCUGAAGAAAGAAUUAGACUGUGAAGGCCAAAGUGGUCCUACCACCACUGGAUGCUGUGGCUCCAACAGAUCCCAGAAACAACUUUAGAUUUCUCUGUCAGAAAGAGUUCAGUGCUAAGAAUAGUUAAGAUACUCUGCAGGACCCUCAGACUCUCAGGCUCUGGUAGAGGACCCAAGACUGAGGAAGACACAUACAACCAUAUGGCUGCGAAAUUCCUUAUUUGCCAUUUAAGUGAACCCCUUUACAAAUAUAUUUUUAAAUGAUGUGUGCGUAUGAAUAUUUUUAGAAGAAACAAGAUCACUCAUUAAAUGUUUAUGUUAUUCCAGUGAUCAAAUCUUAUAAAUUAAAAUUCCCUCUAUUUCCUUGUGACACAUCAUAUAUUUCUGACCCUUUGGUUGUAUGUUCUUACUGCUACUUUAUUAUGUUUCGUCAGAUCUCUUGCCAAGUUAUUCAUCACCAUUCUUUUCUACUUAGAAACAUGUGGUUGAUGAAAAAAAUAGUUACUAGCCUGGAUCAUUUUGAAGGAGAUUGCAGGCUUUUGGGAAGGCUAAAGCUGUCAAAAGGUGUAAUGGAUGUAUGUUAAUUUCAAUAUCGGAGGCAAUUUAUGUCUCAGUAGCAGUUGCUGGGAAAGGCUAUCCUAUGUUGCUUGAGGGCUUUCCAGUGUCAUUUGGUUAAGCCACUGUGGAAGCAUGAUGGAUUAGAUUAGGAUUCUCAGUUUUUGUGGUGUGUCAGUUCCCUAAAAUGAUACAUUAAUUUGUUUGAAUGAUGCUUUUUUUAAUGAAAAAAAGCUACUCCUGAGUAGUGCUGAGUGCUAACUGACAGUUUGGUAUUGAAUGGAUUCCUUAUCCUUUAUCCCCUUAUAUACUUAAAACGAGACCUGCCAGAAUUUUAUUCCACUGCCAGCUUGUCCAGAAAAGGAAGGACUGAGUUCUUACAUGGCUGUGGAAGUUGUGGAUGGAGCUUUUGGGAGCCAAAAGCUGGGAUACAGGUCAUCAGACUUAACACUGGCUUUCAUCAAACUAAAUGUGAUUUUCAACCCCGAACAAAAGGUCUGACUUGGAUCUCUGUAUUGGAUUUUUUUGAACUUUGCCAGUCAACACAGAGGGAGUGAGUCAUGACUUCAUGUUCUGAGCUUGUAGAUUCCAAGGCUGAGCUCACUGCUUUGCUAGAGCAAUGGGAGAAAGAUCAUGGCAGUGGACAAGACAUGGUUCCUAUUCUUACCCGAAUGUCAGAGUUGAUUGAAAAGGAGACAGAAGAGUAUCGUAAACGAGAUCCAGAUCCAUUUGAUGAUAGGCAUCCCGGUCGAGCAGACCCAAAAUGUAUGCUUGGACACUUGCUGAGGAUUCUUUUCAAGAAUGAUGAUUUCAUGAAUGCACUGGUAAAUGCUUACGUCAUGACAAGCAGAGAACCUCCACUGAACACAGCUGCCUGCCGACUCCUGUUGGACAUUAUGCCUGGGCUGGAAACUGCUGUUGUCUUUCAGGAGAAGGAAGGCAUUGUUGAGAAUCUCUUCAAGUGGGCACGAGAAGCUGAUCAGCCUUUAAGGACAUUCGCAACUGGAUUGCUUGGAGGUGCCAUGGAGAAUCAAGAUAUCGCUGCCAACUAUAGAGAUGAGAAUUCCCAACUGGUGGCAUUUGUCCUUCAACGUUUGCGAGAGCUGCAAGUCAUUGAAAUGAACACCAAACAUGAAAAUAAGCGUCCCAGUCCUCGAAAAGUGCCAUCCGACCCCUUGCUGCCUCUAGAUGAAGAAGCUGUGGACAUGGAUUAUGGGGAGAUGGCUGUGGAUGGUGAGCAGGAGGAAGUGACGGGGGACAUGGAGAUUUCAUUUAACCUUGACUCAAAUCACAAGACAAGUAGUCGGGUAAAUUCUGCCGCCAAAAAAUCAGGGAAGCAACACGAAAAAGAGAAUUUCCGAAAAGCAAAACAAAAACUCGGCUUCUCUUCUGAACCAGAAAGGAUGUUUGUUGAACUGUCUAAUAGCAGCUGGUCUGAGAUGUCUCCUUGGGUGAUUGGCACAAAUUAUAACCUGUAUCCCUUGACCCCCGCCAUAGAGCAAAGACUGAUCCUGCAGUAUCUGACUCCUCUAGGGGAGUAUCAAGAGUUGCUGCCUAUCUUCAUGCAACUUGGAUCAAGAGAUUUGAUGAUGUUCUAUAUUGACUUGAAACGGACCAAUGAUGUACUGCUUACUUUUGAAGCCCUAAAGUAUUUGGCAUCUCUGCUGCUCCACAACAAGUUUGCAACGGAGUUUGUUGCUCACGGAGGAGUACAGAAGCUAUUGGAGAUUCCUCGCCCUUCUAUGGCAGCCACAGGUGUCUCCAUGUGUUUAUACUAUUUGUCUUACAAUCAGGAUGCUAUGGAAAGGGUAUGCAUGCAUCCCCACGUACUAUCAGAUGUUGUGAACUACACCUUGUGGUUGAUGGAAUGCUCUCACGCAUCAGGCUGCUGCCAUGCUACCAUGUUCUUUUCUAUUUGUUUCUCGUUCCGUGCAGUUUUAGAGCUCUUUGAUAGGCAUGAUGGCUUACGGCGCCUAGUUAACUUGAUUAGCACUCUUGAUAUCUUAAAUUUGCAAACCCAAGGUGCGCUGCUAAGUGAUGAUGAGAUCUUUGCUAGCCGUCAGACUGGAAAACAUACUUGCAUGGCCAUGCGCAGGUAUUUUGAGGCACAUCUUGCCAUCAAAGUAGAGCAAGUGAAGCAGUCACUUCAACGCACAGAAGGUGGAAUUCUGAUCCAUCCACAGCCUCCAUAUAAGGCUUGUUCCUAUACUCAUGAACAGAUUGUGGAAAUGAUGGAGUUUUUAAUAGAAUAUGGACCAGGUCAGCUCUAUUGGGAUCCAGCAGAGGUGUUUCUCAAGCUAUGUUGUGUACAGCUCAUGCUUCAACUUAUUUCAAUAGCCUGCAAUUGGAAGACUUACUAUGCAAGAAACGACACGGUGCGUUAUGCGUUGGAUGUUUUGGCCAUUCUCACUGUGGUUCCAAAAAUUCAAUUACAGUUAGCUGAGGCAGUGGAUACUGUGGAUGAGGGAGGAACAUCUAUUUCUAUAGUGGGUAUCAGCAUCAUUUUGGGGCUUGCCGAGGGUGAAUUCUUUAUUCACGAUGCAGAAAUCCAGAAAUCUGCCCUUCAGAUCAUCAUUAACUGUGUCUGCGGUCCAGACAAUCGUAUCUCCAGCAUUGGCAAAUUUAUCUCUGGCACACCUCGUCGUGCACUCCCCCAAACACCCAGGAAUAGUGAGCAUACUUUGGCCAAGAUGUGGAACGUGGUGCAGUCAAACAAUGGCAUCAAAGUGCUGUUAUCAUUGCUCUCUGUCAAAAUGCCCAUUACAGAUGCAGACCAGAUCCGAGCAUUGGCCUGCAAAGCCCUGGUUGGCUUGUCGCGAAGUAGUACAGUCCGGCAGAUCAUCAGCAAGCUGCCCCUGUUCAGCAGCUGUCAGAUCCAGCAGUUAAUGAAGGAACCUGUGCUGCAGGAUAAGCGCAGCGAGCAUGUCAAGUUUUGCAAAUAUGCUGCGGAGCUGAUAGAGCGUGUCUCAGGAAAACCCUUGUUGAUUGGGACCGAUGUCUCUCUGGCCCGACUGCAGAAGGCAGAUGUGGUGGCCCAGUCGAGGAUUUCAUUUCCUGAGAAGGAGCUGCUCCUUUUGAUCAGGAACCAUCUCAUCUCUAAAGGGCUAGGAGAAACUGCUACCAUCCUUACAAAGGAGGCAGAUCUACCCAUGACAGCAGCUUCUCAUUCCUCUGCCUUCACCCCAGUUCCUGCCACUUCAUCUCCUGUGUCUCUGCCUCGUACCCCUCGCAUAGCAAAUGGCAUUGCGGCCCGGUUGACUAACCAUCCUUCUGUUGCUUCUGGUGCUUCCUCUGUUCACCCUCAGCCAAGGCCAGCUGGCUGCCAGGGCCCACUUGCACUGCCAGGCCCAUCUCACGCCACCAACACCCCAGUGAUUGGCAGGAUUAGCUUUAUUCGUGAGAGACCAUCUCCCUGCAAUGGCAGAAAAAUCAGAGUGCUUCGGCAAAAAUCAGACCACGGCGCCUACAGUCAGAGUCCAGCUAUCAAAAAACAGCUGGACAGACACCUUCCUUCCCCUCCCACCUUGGACAGUAUAAUCACAGAGUACCUUAGGGAGCAGCAUGCGCGCUGCAAAAACCCUGUAGCUACUUGCCCCCCCUUUUCUCUUUUUACACCCCACCAGUGUCCUGAGCCAAAACAGAGGCGCCAAGCGCCAACUAACUUUACCUCGCGGCUGACCCGCAGGGCAGCCUUCCCAAAGUAUGGCGGGGUAGAUGGUGGAUGCUUUGAUAGACACCUUAUAUUUAGCAGGUUCCGUCCAAUUUCUGUGUUCCGGGAAGCAAAUGAAGAUGAAAGUGGCUUUACGUGUUGUGCAUUUUCUGCACGGGAGCGAUUCCUGAUGUUGGGCACCUGCACAGGGCACCUAAAACUCUACAAUGUCUUUAGCGGGCAGGAGGAGGCCAGCUACAAGUGCCAUAACUCUGCUAUCACGCACCUUGAGCCAUCCAGGGAUGGUUCUUUAUUGCUGACAUCUGCUUCCUGGAGCCAGCCACUUUCUGCAUUGUGGGGAAUGAAAUCUGUCUUUGAAACCAAGCAUUCCUUCACGGAUGACCAUUAUGUUGAGUUCAGUAAGCAUUCUCAGGAUAGGGUCAUUGGCACCAAGGGGGACAUUGCCCAUAUCUAUGAUAUUCAGACUGGCAACAAGCUCUUGACUUUGUUUAACCCAGAUCUUGCAAACAACUACAAGAAGAAUUCUGCCACCUUUAACCCCACAGAUGACCUUGUCUUAAACGAUGGUGUCCUCUGGGAUGUUCGCUCUGCACAGGCUAUUCAUAAAUUCGAUAAAUUCAAUAUGACCAUCAGUGGUGUUUUUCACCCGAAUGGACUGGAGGUCAUAGUGAACACAGAAAUUUGGGACUUGCGGACUUUCCACUUGUUACACACAGUGCCUGCUUUGGAUCAAUGCCGUGUUGUUUUCAACCAUACUGGGACAGUUAUGUAUGGAGCUAUGCUACAAGCAGAUGAUGAAGAUGAUUUGCUGGAAGAGAGAAUGCGAAGUCCUUUUGGGUCAUCCUUCAGGACAUUCAAUGCAACAGACUACAAACCAAUUGCCACCAUUGAUGUGAAAAGAAACAUCUUUGAUCUAUGUACGGACACAAAGGAUUGUUAUUUAGCUGUUAUUGAGAACCAGGGAAGUAUGGAUGCCAUGAACAUGGAUACUGUUUGCAGGCUCUAUGAAGUGGGCAGGCAGCGUUUGGCAGAAGAUGAGGAGGAUGAGGAAGAAGAUCAGGAAGAGGAGGAACAGGAAGAGGAUGAUGAUGAAGAUGAAGAUGAUACUGAUGACCUAGAUGAGCUGGACACUGAUCAAUUGCUGGAGGCUGAUUUGGAGGAAGAAGAGAACAAUGAGAAUGCCGGUGAGGAUGGAGAAAAUGACUUCUCCCCUUCCGAUGAUGAGGAAGUGGCCAACCUGCUUGAAGAGGGAGACGAAGGAGAAGAUGACGACUCUGAUGCAGAUGAGGAAGUUGAGCUGAUCCUUGGUGACAGCCAAGAUACGACUUCUCCAGGAAGACUUCUGAAGAUGUUUCACAGUAUAUUUUCUUUGUAUAAAGUUCUUUCCUAAAGAACAGAAUAGUUUUAUAUGAGACAAACAAGCAAAAAAAAAAAAAAGGAUAAAAAAAACAGGCAGGUAUUAUAAAGAAGGUGUGACUUUGUAUCCUUCUAAAAUUUAAUUACCCAAAUGGAUUUCUGGGAGAUUAAAAAAAAUAAAUUUAAAAAAAGCAAAGGGCAUUUUUACUGAAGAGUGGGAAAAAAUGAAUCAUGGAUUGUGAAACCGUGGACGAGUGAUUUUUAUUUUGAACAUGAUUUUUUAAUGGAGUUGUUGCUACCUGCUGUGAAAAGGUCUUUUUUUUUUUUUGUCUUAUGCCUCUUGUCCUGCCCAAAGCCCAGUGAGGCUCCGGCUGCAGAAGCCUUGGUGGAGGGCUGAAGGUCCAGUUUGGUCUUGUUUAAGAACCUGCCAUUGCUGGAGAUGAAGGACUUUGGCUUGCAAGCCUCCCUCCACCUAUAUAUAUCCUUUUUUUUUGACGUUGGCAUUUUUAAUCCUCUCUCCCUGUACCUGUCUUCCCUCUGUGAAAAUUACAAAUUGAAAUCCUUUUUCUUCAAUGUAAAUUGUAUUUAUUAAAAAAAAAUAAAAAUAA
Molecule: messenger RNA, 7003 nt
Organism: Ahaetulla prasina
Lineage: Eukaryota; Metazoa; Chordata; Lepidosauria; Squamata; Colubridae
Gene: DCAF1
Product: DDB1 and CUL4 associated factor 1
Exons: 24
Coding region: 1930-6429 (1499 amino acids)
Biological process (GO): protein ubiquitination
Cellular component (GO): Cul4-RING E3 ubiquitin ligase complex; nucleus
Molecular function (GO): nuclear estrogen receptor binding; histone H2AT120 kinase activity
Source: RefSeq, a predicted model, not a curated record